GAAAUUUUAAACACUAUGGACUUAAUUGAUGACUUUAAUUCUGAUGAUGAUUUUUUAUAACAACCUGCUAAUCAAUUUAUUGAUGAUGAUCAAAAUGAAGAUGCUUCAUGUGAUGAACCUACAUAAACCUUUGUUAAUGAUAAUUUGCAUAUUAAUGAAGAAACCAGAAAAAAAAUUAACAUUGAUUUUAAAUUAAAAUUAGAAAAAUUCAUUCCAAAAUUAUUUUCUUAAGAUUAGAUAAAAGUAAGAAUUGUUCAUUAUAUAUAAUUAGAAUGCAGAAAUCAGAGUAAUUAAAUAAAUUCUUUUAUCCUUAAAAAUUUCUGAUAAUCUGAUAUAGGAAUAGAGAAUAAAAGAAAAAUAAGAUAUUAAAAAUCAAAAUCUUUAAAACGGAUCAAAAAGAAGAAUAUAAGAAAGAAAUACAGAAGAGUUCCUUAUUGAUAAACUAAAAAAGCAUUUAAUUGGAGGUUAAAAAUUAGAUAUCACAUUCCAUGACUAACAUUACACUCCACUUUAUUUAUGUCAUAAUCCAUGUGUAAUUUAUAUUAAAUCCUAAUAUCCAUAUCAAACACUAGAUAUAAUAAAUUAAAUGUUAAGAAAUCUCAAUAAUCCAUAAUUAUUUGAAUAAGAUAAAUUUAAUGAAAUAAAGAAAAAGUUUGGAGAUAAUUGUUUAAAGUUGAUUAUACAAUAAAUGCAAUAUAAUCAUCUUAUUAUUUAGAUUCCAGAUGGAUCUAUUAAAUUUGAAAUAAAAGCAGGAAAUUCAAAUUAAGAUCUUGACACUUAUAAAGAUUAAAUAAUGAAUGUAUAUUGUUAAAUCAAUCCUGAAUUUAAAAAAAUGUGUUCAUUCUUAAAUUAUUGGGCACAUCAAAGAGGUAUUUUAGGAGAUCAUGCUCUACCAGAAUUUGCACUUUAUUGUAUGAUUAUUGAUUUCUUUAUAACAUAAUCAUUGAUCCCCAAUAUAUUUAGUGAUUAAUAUAGUUUAUGGAGUAAGGAGAAAUUAUAAUUAAAAUCAUAAAUAAAAAAUAUUGAUGAUUGUAGAUUAUCAAAAUUCAAUAGAGAUGAUUAUAUUAUAUAAAUCUCUUAAAAAAAUGGAAGAAGAGUAGAAAAAAUAUUUUGGUUAACUUUUCCAAGAACAAAAGAUGAAAUUAAAGGUGUAAUAUAAUUAUGGACUAAAACUUAAGAGUAAUAAUAUAAAUAAGUUCCUUAAUUCAAUCUAGGAUAUUAAAUAAGUGUAUUCUUUCAUCUUUGGAAUCAAGCUGAUAAAUACAAAGUACCUCUAGCUUUAACUAAUGAAUUUUAAAAGGAAGGAUAAGAAAUUGGAUUAAUUAUAUAUAAUCCAUUUAUUAAAAAUCAAAUUCUAACUCCAUUACUACAAAAAAGAUCAAAGAAUGAAGAAUUUAAAUCAAUGAAUAUGUAUUAACAAGUUCGAUAAGAAUUUAAGAGAGCAUAUGAUUUGAUUUUAUCAGGUAAUUAAGUUGAAUUAUGUGACAAAUAAUAAUUAUUAUGAAAG
Messenger RNA from Paramecium sonneborni, 1507 nucleotides. NCBI's taxonomy places the organism in Eukaryota, Ciliophora, Oligohymenophorea, Peniculida, Parameciidae. The record is from the annotation of a GenBank genome assembly.